Messenger RNA from Misgurnus anguillicaudatus (oriental weatherfish), 1104 nucleotides. RefSeq lists its product as uncharacterized. The record is from RefSeq and is a predicted model, not a curated record. Lineage: Eukaryota; Metazoa; Chordata; Actinopteri; Cypriniformes; Cobitidae.
GUUUAAAUGUUGGAGGACAACACUUCUUUAUUAUAUAAACAUCAGUAGUGAGGACAUGAUGGUUUCAGGGGAAGUUGUUAUGCUUGUGUUUGGUGAAGUGGAAGCGCUUUCACAUCUGAGCUGAGCAUGUCGACUGAAGGAGGGGUGCCUACUCCAAUCUGCCAGGGCUUUUUGAAGAAACGCAAGGACAAAAUGAAGCUUCGGUGGGUGACUUACUGGUUCAGACUUUACAAUACAACACUAUUUUUCUACACAAAGAAGCAUGGAAGUGCUUUAGAUCUCAGGGGACAAUAUUACAUAUAUGAGUUGCAGUCUGUGCGCGAGGUGAGCGGCUCGGAUAACAAACGCUAUCUUUUUGAGAUGACGAUGAAAAACGGGAAGAAAAAAAUGCUGGCUGCAGAUACGGCCGAUGACAGACAGCUGUGGAUGAAUCAGCUGUGGAAAGCCAUGCUGCUUAAUGGGCCUGACAGAAUCGGAUCGAUCCCUGAUGGGGAGCAAAUGUCAGAUAAUAAAUCUGAAACUCAAUCUGAAGACACCACUGCAACGACUAGUAGAUGUUUCUCUUUUGAUCAAGAGUCAUUUAAAUCCUGCAGUAGUAAUGCUGAUGACAAACAAAGUCUGCACACAGACAAUGAAAUGGAGCUGAGCACCGAAGAGAUUUUACUGACAGACUAUGACAUACUCCCACCUCGAAAACUUACUGAAGAAGCCCUCUAUGAUACACUCCCUAGUACCUGGCCAGUCAGUAAGGAAGAGCACGAGGCGACUGAUUGCAUUUAUGAUGUCCCAAACCAAUUGAUCAGGAAAAUGUCAGAACAAACAGUUGAAUGUCACAGCAGUAAUGUGAGGCCUGAGAGUGGAGGUCUUCUGAGUGAUAUGAUAUCAUGUUUAGACAGUGAAUCUGCUGCCUGGGUCAGAACUGCUCCACUGUGAUUCAUCUUCAGUUACAUGAGCCACUUUAAGGGAAAAUGGUGAUAAAAUCAAUGUAUUUUAUGUUGUAAAUUUCAGUAUUGUUAAGCAUGUUUUUGGUUAUAAACCUCUAAUUAGCUAAAGCUAAACAUGUAAAUGUUACUUGCCUUUCCCCUAUUGUCCUAUGUCCUAAUU